AUGUUUCCUGAUGUUUGCUCAACUUUAUUAGGAUGGGAUGAGUAUCCCUUAGAAUUAGGGACAGUUUACCAAGAAACCUUUCCCAGUUUUGACCUAGAUAAUUCAGUCUUUCAAUUUUCAUCUUAUCAACCUUAUAAAGAUUAUGAUCAAGUCAAAAGAAGUGAAUCAUCAGUAUCACCUCAAGGUAAUACAAUUGUAACAGAUGAUAUUGAUCAUGAUCCCCAAUUAGCUAGGAAACUGAGCCAUAAUGCAAGUGAAAGAGUUAGAAGGAAAAAGAUUAGCAACUUGUAUUCUUCUCUGCGUCAAUUGCUUCCAGCUACUUAUCGAAAGGAAAAACUAAGCAUUCCAAGGACAGUUGUAAAGGCCGUUGAGUACAUACCAAAAUUAGAAAAAGAAGUGAAAGAGCUAAUUAGAAAAAAGGAACAAGUUUCAUCAAAACUUACAAAACUAGUAGGAAAUGCAAGUGACUCUAAGAAAUCCAAAUUAGAGGUUAAAAAACACAUAGUUAAAGAGACAAUGUCAUCUUCCAUUUCUACACACCAAGUGGGUGAUAAAGAAAUGGUGAUCCAAAUAUCAUCUUUAUUAGAGAAAAUAUCAUUUUCUGAGAUGAACAGUUGA
This is a messenger RNA of Amaranthus tricolor (Joseph's coat), 618 nucleotides long. Its product is annotated as transcription factor ORG2-like. The transcript has 2 exons. The record is from RefSeq and is a predicted model, not a curated record. Gene Ontology annotation, cellular component: RNA polymerase II transcription regulator complex. Gene Ontology annotation, molecular function: RNA polymerase II transcription regulatory region sequence-specific DNA binding; protein dimerization activity; DNA-binding transcription factor activity, RNA polymerase II-specific. Lineage: Eukaryota; Viridiplantae; Streptophyta; Magnoliopsida; Caryophyllales; Amaranthaceae. Gene Ontology annotation, biological process: regulation of transcription by RNA polymerase II. The coding region runs from base 1 to 618 and encodes 205 amino acids.